Penaeus vannamei (Pacific white shrimp) is the source of this 1278-nucleotide messenger RNA. NCBI's taxonomy places the organism in Eukaryota, Metazoa, Arthropoda, Malacostraca, Decapoda, Penaeidae. The record is from RefSeq and is a predicted model, not a curated record.
GGGAACAACAAAUGUAGAUAAACCCUAUAAAGUCUAUAAUGGAUUGCCUCGGAGACAGCAGGUCACCCUGACUAGCCUACACAUAGGAUAUCAAUACACUAUACAAUAUGUAUAUGUGCACGAUGCAGUUUUGGAGUGAUCUUCAACUGGUCGCUGCUGGUGUCUUCCAAGAAGCCGAGUGACAUGGAGCAAGCCUUCAUCAGUGACACAGCCAAGCAGUACACAGUGGAUCGUGUGGAGAAGGCCGUGGAGCCUCAACCAGUGCUCCAACCAGCAAAGAGCAUUAAGAGCUUGGAUGAUGCCAUGGCUAAGAUACAAGAACUGGAGAAGAGAUUAAAAGAAAUUGAGUACAGGGUGCCCAAAAAGUACCCUGAGGUGAAGUUUCUCACCUACAAAGAUAGGAAGAGGAUUUUGAUAACAGGAGGAGCUGGCUUUGUGGGUUCACAUCUGGUUGAUCGUUUGAUGAUGGAGGGGCAAGAGGUAAUUGUGGUGGACAACUUUUUCACAGGACGUAAAAGAAAUGUGGAGCAUUGGAUUGGUCAUGAAAACUUUGAGCUCAUCCAUCAUGAUAUUGUGAACCCUCUCUACAUUGAGGUUGAUCAAAUCUACCACUUGGCAAGCCCAGCCUCACCUCCACACUACAUGUACAACCCAGUGAAGACCAUCAAGACUAAUACAGUUGGAACGAUUAAUAUGCUUGGCCUUGCCAAACGUGUUGGUGCGAGGGUGUUGAUUGCCAGCACCUCAGAAGUGUAUGGAGACCCAGAAGUGCAUCCUCAGACAGAGAAUUACUGGGGCCAUGUCAAUCCUAUAGGACCUCGGGCAUGUUAUGAUGAAGCAAAGAGAGUAUCAGAGACUUUAGCCUAUUCAUAUGAGAAGCAAGAGAAGAUCGAGGUGAGGGUGGCACGCAUAUUCAACACCUAUGGUCCCCGGAUGCAUAUGAAUGAUGGCAGAGUUGUGUCCAAUUUCAUUCUUCAGGCUCUCACUGGCCAGGAUAUUACAGUCUAUGGACAUGGGCAACAAACAAGAUCAUUCCAGUAUGUUAGUGAUCUUGUUGAUGGCUUAAUAAAGCUCCAGAGUUCUAAUUACUCCCAGCCAGUUAAUCUUGGGAACCCUGAUGAACAUACUAUUGAAGAGUUUGCCACUAUCAUUCAUAAGAUGGUUGGCGGGAAGAGUAAGAUAAUUCACAAAGAUGCCGUUGAAGAUGACCCCCAGCGUCGAAAGCCUGACAUCACUCGUGCAAACCACAUCCUUGGCUGGCAACCUGUGGUGAGUUGA